This is a messenger RNA of Pyricularia pennisetigena, 2175 nucleotides long. RefSeq lists its product as uncharacterized. NCBI's taxonomy places the organism in Eukaryota, Fungi, Ascomycota, Sordariomycetes, Magnaporthales, Pyriculariaceae. Gene Ontology annotation, molecular function: oxidoreductase activity. The transcript is spliced from 5 exons. The record is from RefSeq and is a predicted model, not a curated record. Gene Ontology annotation, cellular component: cytoplasm. The coding region runs from base 1 to 2175 and encodes 724 amino acids.
AUGGCAGCCCCAUCCACGAGAAAGCACGUCGUCUUUGACGUCGUCGGCACCUGCUUUUCCUACGACGGCAUCUUUGACGCCCUCGACGCCCGGAUGGGAGAGAAGCUCCGCUCUCGGUGCAUCUUGCCCAAGCUCCUCGGCUACGCUUGGCUCGAGGCCGCCGAGCGCGAGUACACAUACCUGAGCAUAUCAGGCAGGUACAAGGUCUUCAUCGACGUCUUCGAGGCUCUCUUCUGGCGCGUGCUUUGGAUGGCCGGGAUCGAGGACCCGCGCUCGUUCGCGACCGAAGAGGACCUCGCCUUCGUCAUGGCAAAGUACCAGGAGCUCGAGGCGAGGCCGGGGAUCGCGGCGUGCUUCGAGGCGCUGAGGCGCGACGGCUUCACUGUCUGGGCGUUCACGACGGGCGACAAGGCCCGGGUCAGCGGGUACUUUCGGAGGAACGGUAUCGACAUGCCCGAGGAGAACUUCAAGUCUUGCGACUCGAUCGGCGUCGGCAAGCCCGCGCCCGAGGCCUACAAGUCGCUGCUGGACCAGUUUGCUGGGGAGGAGGCCUGGUUUGCCGCCGCGCACAUGUGGGAUGUUUCGGCUGCUCGGGAGAACGGAUUCAAAGGGGCUUACUGCACCAUUAUGGAAAAAGACCCAUGCACUCAGAUAUUUGGCGACAUGGACGUGAUUGCUGACGGCUUUGAGGAUCUGGCCAAGAAGAUUAUCGAUGCCAAUAUCAAAAAGCAUUAUCAAUCUCCCUCAAUCAUGGCAGAAGAACAGAUGAUUCCAAACCACAUCCCCGUUCCCAACCCCGUCCCGUCCUUUUGGACAGCAACACCCUCUCCACUCAGUGACCACCGCACUACACCCGAUCUCCCAACAACAAGCGACAUAGUUAUCAUCGGCGCCGGGCUCGCGGGCGUCGCAACAGCUUUUCACAUAAUAAAACACUACCAGAGCUCAAGCGCACACAAGCCUCUGCCUUCGAUUCUCAUCCUGGAAGCUCGGCAGAUAUGCUCCGGAGCGACGGGCCGUAAUGGAGGCCACAUCAAGCCCGACGUCUACUUCAACGUCGGCAAGCACGCCAGCUUGUACGGCAUGGAAGCCGCUGCCGAGAUGGCCAGGUUCGAAGCCGAGCAUGUAUAUGCCGUCAAGGACCUGGUCGAGACCGAGGGCCUGGAUUGCGAUUUCCACCUAACCAGAUCAGUAGACGUGUGCUUGGAUCCCGACCAUGCACGCGAGACCGAGGCUGCGUAUAGGGAGCUGGUCAAAGCCGGCGUGGUGAACCUGCGGGAUGUUGACUUUACGCCAAAGCAGGACGCAGAAAGGGUAUCUGGAGUCAAAGGCGCACAGUGCUGCUUCUCUUUUACAGCUGCACACCUCUGGCCGUCGAAACUGGUCCACCAGCUCCUGCAACGGCUCAUCGACCAAGGUGGCGUCAACGUGCAGUCCAACACCCCGGUGACCUCCGUAACGUCCAAAUCCGACUCAGAUGGGCGCUGGACGGUCACCACGCCCAGGGGUAACGUCGCAGCGCGCAACGUCGUCCAUGCGACCAACGCAUACGCGGCGAACCUUCUGCCCGAGUACAUUGGCCACAUCGUUCCGGUUCGGGGCGUGUGCAGUCGCAUCGUGCAUCCGGAUGGGCGGAACGGCAGUCAACACCUGGUCAACACGUACGGAAUCAGGUACAACGAGCGGGACUAUGACUAUCUCAUCCCCCGCGCUGAUGGAAGUAUAGUAGUCGGCGGCGCGAGGCAGAUGUUUUGGCACAAGCCGGAACUGUGGUUCAACAACAUCCGUGACGAUGAGCUGGUUGAGGAAGCCGGCGGGUAUUUUGAUGGGUACAUGCAGCGGACGUUUCGGGGAUGGGAGAACAGUGGUGCGACGGUCGACAGGGUGUGGACUGGGAUCAUGGGUUAUUCGUCGGACUUUAUGCCUCACGUGGGACAAGUCCCCGGCAAAGACGGCCAGUAUAUCAUUGCAGGCUUCUCUGGCCACGGAAUGCCCGAGAUCCUACUCGCGAGCCGUGGUGUAGCGGAAAUGAUCUGCGAGGGUGUUUCCUUCGACGCUACCGGCCUCCCACGAUUAGUCAAGACGACUGCCGAGAGGAUUAGCAAGGAGCGGGGCAGCGCGCUCGAGGAGUCUCUCAGCUCGACGUUGGGUGACGAGCAUAGGAUAUUGAGGUAA